This is a messenger RNA of Cajanus cajan (pigeon pea), 1097 nucleotides long. Its product is annotated as plasma membrane-associated cation-binding protein 1. Lineage: Eukaryota; Viridiplantae; Streptophyta; Magnoliopsida; Fabales; Fabaceae. Gene Ontology annotation, cellular component: plasma membrane. The record is from RefSeq and is a predicted model, not a curated record.
GUGAGUGAGUGCCUUCAGAGUAAUAUAAUAGAAUAGAUAUUUAAUUUAUAUAUGUGUUAAUUUGGAGAGACAAGUGGCUGCAACACACACUUGCUUUCGUAGUUUGAUUAGUUAAGGUUUAGGAGAAAGAGAGAAAGAGUUUUAGAAACAAAUUCAAGAUGGGGUAUUGGAAGUCUAAGGUUCUUCCCAAGAUCAAGAAGGUUUUUGAGAAGAAUAGUACCAAGAAAGCUGCUGCAGCUGCUGAAGCCUCUAAGUCCUUUGAUGAGUCUAAGGAGGAAUACAACAAAACCUUUGAAGAAAAGAAGACUGAACUUCAAACUAAAGUAAUUGAAAUAUAUGAAGCUUCAUCAACUGAAAUCAAGGGUUUGGUUAAAGAACGCAAUGAAGAUGGGCUAAAGAAGAACUCCACAGAAGUCCACAAGUUCCUAGAAGAGCUUGUUAAAAUUGAUUUCCCUGGAUCAAAGGCAGCAUCUGAAGCAUCUUCCAAAUUUGGACCAGCCUUGGCUUCAAGCUCGGUUUUCUUUGUGUUUGAAAAGGUGUCCACUUUCAUUGUGACAGAAGAGAAAGAGAAAGUUGAAGGUGUUGAAGCCACUUCUGCAGAAACUAAAACAGAAGAAGAAACAACUAGCGUGAAAGAGAGGGAGAUAGUGGUUGAAGAGGAGAAAAAGGAAGAGGAAGAGAAACCCCAAGAAAUAGAGACAAGUGCUGAGAAAAAGGUGGAAGAAGAAAAACCAGAUGAACCUGCUGCUAAAGAGGAAGAGAAACCGGCUGAACAAGCAGAACCACCAAAGCCUUGAGAAUUUCGUUCUGAAUAGCAACUAUAUGUGUUGCUGCUUCUUGAAGAUGGAUGCAGCAAGAUAUAUAUACGUGUAUCUUUAGUUUGCAAUUUGCAUACACUCAAAAUUGUCACAUACCAUUAUUCCCUUAUUCUUUUAUUCCUGUGUAAUUGAUUUUGUGCUGCUUAGUUUGAUAUUGUUGCAGAUUUGGUGAUGAAUAUGCAUGUGAAUUAAUGUACUAUCAUGAAACGUUUUGUAAUUUUCAUUUCCAUUUUUCAGUCAAAGAAUUGUGACGUGGAUUUUAAUUGGGUUCAUCGAAUA